UGGGACGCUGACGGCGGUGGGCGGGCGCAGCUAAGAAAAUUAUAAGGUCAUUUGAAUUACGCUUGCUAGCGAGCUUAUCGGCUACAAUGAACCCAGAAAUGAUAUCAAUGAUUGUGACAAUGAACGGAUGAUGAUCGCGGGGUCAAAGUCGACGCCCACAGCCAGGCGCAUUUGACGCCCGACCCACCGGAGGAGAGGAGCAGCAGCUCGUUGUGGUAUUAACAACAGGAGGAGGGGGGGGAUCCCGGUGCGUGUGUCCGUCUCUCGGUGCGUUUCUGUGAGCCUCUGUCAAGCCAAGCCGAACGGCGGUGAGGAGAGGAGAGGAGCGGAGGGGGCGACCAGGCUAGCCGAUAAGCCGAUCAAGGCGGGAUCGCACACAACGAGUUUUCACGUCUGGGAUUUUCUGCGCACCUACAUGCUGUGACGGUGUGAACGAGGUGCAAGGAUGAUGCGUCUAGCGUGUUGCGCGGCCCUGCUGUUUGUGUUGAGGCUGCUGGUGGGCUUGCCUUGGUACCAGGUGAUCCCGGCCAUCCUGAUCUUCUACCUGGGCAGUGGAGGAUGGCACUUUCUGAAGAUAUUUGUCAAAACAGUUGGCAGAGACCUACAUGCGGCAGGUGUGUUACUGCAGGUGAAGAUGAAUGUCAAACGCCACCUCAGAGAAAAGAACACUAUUCCCAAGAUCUUUGCUGAAACAGUGCGCCGACACGGGGACAAAACAGCACUGAUCUUCGAGGGGACUGGGGAGAGGUGGACCUUCCGACAGCUGGAUGAGUACUCCAACAGAGUGGCUAACCUCCUGCUGGAACGGGGUUUCAAGGACGGGGAUGUGGUGGCCCUUUUCAUGGAGAACAGGUCCCAGUAUGUGGGCCUCUGGCUGGGCAUGGCUAAGAUCGGAGUAGAGGCUGCUCUAAUCAACUUCAAUUUGAGACUAGAGGCCUUGGUCCACUGUGUCAACAUCUCCAAUGCCAAGGCUGUGGUGUUUGGCUCGGAGCUGAAUGACGCGAUGUGUGAGGUCCACAAUUCAAUGGGGAAGGCAGUGCAGAUGUUUUGCUGUGGAGACUGGGAUGCCAAACGAGUCCCGCAGGGAACCGAAUGCCUAGAGCCCCUGCUGGAUGCUGCCCCAUCUCAUCUGCCAAGCCGGCCACAACGCUGCUUCACAGAUCGCCUGUUCUACAUCUACACGUCAGGAACCACUGGGAUGCCUAAAGCUGCUAUUGUUGUGCACAGCAGGUACUACCGCAUGGCAGCCUUGGUAUAUUAUGGCUUUAGGAUGACAUCAGAUGACGUGUUGUAUGAUUGCCUUCCACUCUACCACUCUGCAGGUAACAUUGUGGGAGUGGGCCAGUGUAUAAUACACGGCAUGACUGUAGUCAUCAGAAAGAAGUUCUCUGCCUCACGUUUCUGGGACGACUGUGUCAAAUACAACUGCACUAUUGUGCAGUACAUUGGGGAGAUCUGUCGAUACCUGUUGAACCAGCCGGUUCGGGACAUGGAGCAACAACAUCGGGUGCGUAUGGCACUGGGCAACGGCCUGCGCCAGUCCAUAUGGGAGGAGUUCAUGAACCGCUUCAAUAUACCACAGAUUGCGGAGUUCUACGGAGCCACGGAGUGCAACUGCAGCCUGGGAAACUUCGGCAACAAGGUGGGAGCGUGUGGCUUCAACAGUCAGAUCCUACCCUUCAUCUACCCCAUCAGACUGGUGAGGGUUGACGAAGAGACCAUGGAGCUCAUUAGGGGACCUGAUGGCGUCUGUAUUCCCUGUAAACCUGGCGAGCCUGGCCAGCUUGUCGGCAGGAUCAUACAGAAUGACCCUCUUCGGAGGUUUGAUGGUUAUGUCAACCAGUCAGCAACCAGCAAGAAGAUUGCUAGUAGUGUCUUCAAGAAGGGAGACAGUGCCUAUCUCUCUGGUGAUGUGUUGAUCAUGGAUGAGUACGGACACAUGUACUUCAAGGACCGCACAGGAGACACUUUCCGCUGGAAAGGAGAGAACGUCUCAACGACCGAGGUGGAGGGAACUCUCAGCAGGCUGCUAGACAUGAAAGAUGUUGUUGUCUAUGGAGUGGAAGUACCAGGAGCAGAGGGAAAGGCUGGAAUGGCAGCCAUCGCUGAUCCGUCUCACUCCACUGACCUGGAGAAAUUUGUGAAGGACAUGGAGAAGGCGCUCCCUCCGUACGCCAGACCGGUGUUCCUCCGCUUUCUUCCGGAGGUCAACAAGACAGGAACGUUUAAAUUUCAGAAGACAGACAUGCGUCGGGACGGCUUUGACCCCAGCGCAGUGCCAGACAGACUGUACUUCCUGGAUUCCAGCAGAGGGCGCUAUAUGCAGCUGGACGAGGAGGUCUACCGCUCCAUACUGUCAGGGAAACACAAAUUGUGAUGACCAGGCUGACCACUACAUGUACACAUAGACACACACACAUACAGAUACAGAAAAGAAGACAAAAUUAUGUGACCAGGAUAGCAGAAUGCAGGAACUUGUCCCCAUAUACAGAAGUACAUAUAAACUAAUAGCCAUACACACUCCAUGCACCCAGACUCAAAUGCCAACACAUUUACACAUACAUCCAUGUACACAUUAUAUUGCUCUUUAAAAUCCCUAAAAAACGGACUUAUGCACGCCCACCCCACCACUCCACCCCCUCCUACACACACACACACACACACACACACACACACACACACACACACACACACACAUACAUACAAAUAUACAUACACACAGAACCACUCCAUCUAUCCCUCCUGCAAUCUCCCCAGCAACUCCUCUCGCUACCUCAGCAAACACAGAGAGAGGCUCAAACCUAGUAACCAGGUCUAUUUGGUAACUUGAAAUAGAAUUGAAUUCAUGAAUUCAUAGCCAAACAAUCCCAUCCCACGCAGGUCUCAAACAAACCAUGCCUGUGUCCAUUCUGGUCCAUCAAACCAGAUGUGUUGCCGGGGGACACAACUGGGAGGGAUGCCGAGUACAGGCUGCCUGGCAUCCAGAAUGCAAAAACUUGAAAACUACAGAUAACCACAGACUUAACGGAUGUUGAGGAGGAGCAUGGAUUGAGUACAAAAAAAGUAUGUGGGACAACGGAGGGACCCAUGAGGACCUAAACUGUCUCUCGGUUUGUCGUUUCAUCAGCGGGAUUGUUUUGUGAGAGACUGGAGCCUCUACCGUCGACUUCACCUGCACAAUUAGCCAGAAGUGACAAACCUGUGUGACAGCUCCAGCUUUCCUCUAUCUGAAGUUAACUUAAUGAACGUAUUUCCUAAAUAAAUAAUACAUUUAUUUUUGAAAAAAGGAGAACAGUGUGAGGGAUUUUGGAAAGCCUAUGACAUGUAACCCACGAUUACAGAAGUUAAAUUAGACCAGUGGUUGAAGCUGAAAGAUUUACUGAAGUGCAAUAGGGCUCCAGCGUUUGCAGUGCAAUAAUCAGCCGCACCACAUGAGCGCUGAUAUAAAACAAAGCUUUGUAUUUAAAUAUGUCUGUGUCACACCAAAUAUAUUUAAGUUGUAGUGUUUGUUUACAUUUUUAAGAAAAUAUGGACGUUUAGUAAUUUAUUCUGUUUUGAAAGCUUUUUCUUUUUAUAGUUCAAAUGUAUCAGAUUGAUUUUGCUUUAUCUUUUAUCCAAAUCUUCAGUAAUGCUCUUAGAAUCCUCAAAAAUGAAGCUGCAUUAUGCAUUUUAUAUCAGCUGCUGGAACACAAAGUCAAGUGAUCUGACUGAUUCAACCCUGAGCUAAAUACAUGGGGCUAUUUCCACAAACGGGACACGUUCUGAUAUCUGAGCUGGCAUGCAGUAUGUUUCUGUGGCUGUAUUGUGCAGGUUUUGUCCUAAAAGGUAGACUUUGCCUAUAGUAGGGUGUGUGUAUAUUCUUCUAAAACAUAUGAAGAGGACUUUACUGAAGAGAGAGAAGCACCAAAUCGCCCUAUCAGCGAGGACUUGUGUUUUCAACAAAAUUCUGGUGCUAAAGCGGGAUGUUUAGCCAGAUUCAAGGGAGCCGAAAGAUCCAAAGAUUCACGGGGGGGAGUAGGGACGCUGUUUUACGAAGAGGGUGCAUCGAAACUGAACAGUAGAAGAAGAGAAAAUGUGCUUUGUCAUCGAUGUUUUGUCUGUUGUUUGCAGUAGCUGUCAUCAGAGGUUGUAGCAGCAUGAAUGAGCAUCAUCAACCACAAGCAGAGCACUGUGCCUUACUGUGAGUUCACCUCCCAGAUUCACAGGCCCUGGCCCACACAUAGUAUUUCACAUGGUUCCCUUUGUUGGACUCUCUUAAUUCAGCCUACAUCUACCAUAAUCUCAAUUCUCUGUCUCCAAGUACCCUGUCGUAGUAGCCUGGCAAAGCUGGCCUAAAUCUUGGGGGCUCAUAUUUUAUUCUGAAAAUCACCUUCCAGAAGAAACCAUGGUAGCCCAGCGACUGGCACCUUCAUCCUGCCAGGUGCAGGAGGAGUUUGUGUUCAUGUCUCGAUGGGCAAGGGUAAAAUAUUUUGCAAGGCUGCUGUCAAUGCAUUUUGCAGGACUCUGUCUUCAUUACUUCCUGUCCUUUUGAGUCUCUUUGGUCUUUACUUAGUCCUAACUGUAACCUUAAUUUGUCUUCUAGCUGUCCUAUUCAUAUUGUUUGUUUUUUGGGUUGUCUUAUAGAUAUUCUUCUCCCUACAGUUUCCAUUUGUUCAGCACCUUUACACCAAGCCUUUAUCAUCUCUCUGCCAAGCACCCCAAUCCUUUCCAUUAAUCCGUGUCUAACCUCUUCCCUCUUCCUUCUCUCUCUCUGUGUCCAGCCGGCACCUCUGUUUGAUCCUCGCUGUCUCCCUCAGGUACCGAGCCUCCUUCUCUGCCAUAUCUGCGUCAUCUUGCUGUGCUCACGUUGAUUCAGACAAUGGUACAAGCAGUAGUUGAAUACAUUUCAAAUAUUUCCUGAUUGGAGUUUGUUAAGUGUUUGAGGGAUUUUUUUUUUUUUGGUCCACUUUUCUGGUGACAUAAAGCUACAACCACACACUCAAAACUGUUUUCAGAUAUCUUUUGCCCAUGUGUGUUGUGUGUAGUCUGCCACUACCCUGUGACUUUUUGUCUUACCUUUGCAACUGACCACAUCAUGAGUCACCUACAGUACAGCCAGGCUGGCCGUCACUAACUGCGGUUGUGUAACAGGUCACGUGAAGAUUGGCUGUAGUGUAGAUGACUUAUUAUUCCUCAUGCGUUAUAGGCUGCUUUGUUUCCUGCAGACUGAUUCUCAACACGUUUAAACAGCUUUCCUUAGUUCGUACUUUGCACUUACAGACUGAAUGACACAGUUGAUCUUGACGGCUACAGUCUGCUGACAGUGAUCGUCAAAGUCAUUCCCCUGUUUGGGUGGGAAAAAAACCCAUCAAAGGCGUUUGACAGAUUUUGAGAUUCAUUCCUGCUUCCUCUGUGGUCUUAGUUCAAAGAGUCUCUUACUCACUUGUAUGUAUUCUUUAAUGAUGAGUGUGAAAUGUUCUCAUGAAUGUCUGAAAUGAGUGACCGAUGAUGAUGAUGAUGAUGAUGAUGAUAUCGUGAAGUAAAGUGUGAUUUACGUAUCUUAGGGAACACAGUUUGGCUGUUAUGAUGCUUGUGACUGAGGGUUAUACCUGUCAACUCUGACUGAACAGCCCCACAGCAGAUCACUCUGAAUAAGAUGUUUCAAUUGUCACUUUUUUUUUUUUUUAAUGACUUUAAAUUAUUAUUUUUGAAGGAACUGUUAAUUAUACUUUGAUUGUUUCACUGCUAAAUGUGUUUGCUUUUGUUUUCUUUGCGUGAUAUCAGAGCUUUGGGAUUUUGGUAUAUAAAAUGGGAUUCAUGCAUGAGUGUAAGACAAUCGAAUGGCAGUUGUUUUUUUCUACCUUUUUUUUUUUUUUAAAAAAAAAGGGCACUAGGAAUCAACCAGGGAGCAACCUUUUCUGGAUUACGGUGGUUGUACACGUUGACCAGAAGCCAAUUUGCAAUUUCCCAGCUAAUAAAUAUUGUUUUGAAAAGCAGAUGGCUAACCAGAUAUGUCAGGUGUAAAGCCUAAAACAGCUGAUGGCCUGCAGGGAGCCACAUGUCUGUGGGACAGGGUGUGUUGAGCUUUUGAGGCACAUAUUUGACCAGAGGGGGGUGCUGUGUCCCACAUCAAGUUUCCAUGCCAUGUCAUUUUAUCAGGCAGUCUUUGGAUAACUAAUGAAAUAAUCUAAUGACAACUACCAUAGAUAGAAAUAUAUUGGUGAAAAUGAAACAGUAGAUCCGGUUUCAUCUGGCAAAUUUCCAUUCCUCAAAUCCUCGGCAUAUUAGUUGAUUGAUUAAAUUUAACUUUUUUUCACUAAACUGUCACCAGUCUUCCCAGUUCAUGCUGAGAUCACUCAAUAAUCAGUCUCUGAUUGUAAAGCACUGAAAAAAAAAGGAUUUCUGUGUCUCUGCUCUUGCUGUCCCUCAUGCCUCUGAUCAACAUUUCUCACUCUGCUUUUUGCACUUUUUGUUUUUUGUGUUUUUCCCCACCGUGGUCCUCAGGAACAUCAAGCAGUACUACAGAAGGAAACAAGUUUUUUCACGUCGGCUAAUGUGUGUUUUUUUUAUUUUAUUUUUUUCCCCCUCGUCUUAUUGCACAGGCGGCAGCUCUUGUGCAGAGUGUGUAGGGGAGGUCUGUGAGGUGUGCUGUGUGUGUGUGACACACACACUGAUGUCCUCUUGUUCACUGAAGGUUAGCUGUAUACAUCAUGCAUUUCCAGAAAAAUUAGAUAAAAGCAGAGCUGCAAAUGGAAAAUCAUUAUUAAUAAAAAAACUAUUUAAAUUCA
Dicentrarchus labrax (European seabass) is the source of this 6767-nucleotide messenger RNA. It is a transcript of the gene slc27a4, whose product is annotated as solute carrier family 27 member 4. The coding region runs from base 446 to 2377 and encodes 643 amino acids. NCBI's taxonomy places the organism in Eukaryota, Metazoa, Chordata, Actinopteri, Moronidae. Gene Ontology annotation, biological process: long-chain fatty acid import into cell; medium-chain fatty acid transport; very long-chain fatty acid catabolic process. Gene Ontology annotation, molecular function: long-chain fatty acid transmembrane transporter activity; long-chain fatty acid-CoA ligase activity. Gene Ontology annotation, cellular component: microvillus; plasma membrane; endoplasmic reticulum membrane. The record is from RefSeq and is a predicted model, not a curated record. The transcript has 14 exons.